This is a messenger RNA of Anisakis simplex (herring worm), 381 nucleotides long. Lineage: Eukaryota; Metazoa; Nematoda; Chromadorea; Rhabditida; Anisakidae. The record is from the annotation of a GenBank genome assembly.
AUGUUGUCACCGCAAAAAGGGAGCACUGAUUGGCCACCGUAUUCAGCACGCAACUAUUCAGUGACACCGCUAGGGUCGCGCUCUGGUUUGAUACAGUGGGUCGAGGGUGCAACGCCAAUGUUUCAUGUUUAUCGCAAAUGGCAAUUGAGACAGGCAGCUCGUAAACAGACGACGUCCUCAGCAAAAGGGGCGAAUGAAGCCGAGAGACCAAGUGAACUGUUCUUCAAGAAGCUGAAAGCUGCAUUCAAUUCUAAUUGUAUCGCCGGAGAUACUCUGACCGAUCGGCAAAAAUGGCCAUUGGCAAUACUGGAAAAUGUUUUAGAGGAAUUGAUCAAGGAGACACCUCGUGAUUUGCUGUCAAGGUGGGCAUUUUUGUUCUGA